UUUUUUGUUUUCAAAAAAAUUUUGGUGUGUUCGGUCUGCGUCGCGCAUUGUUGAACCAAACGGAUCGAAAAACUGCUAAAAUGCAGCUGAGCCGUCGAAAAAUCGGGGAAAAAUAAAUCGCGACGAGUGUAAGACGCGAAGGCAAUGAAAAUUCCGAGUUAAAGUGUGUGAGUUGCAAACGCAAAGAGAAAAGCAAUCAGAAAGAUAUCCUGGCCCACGCAGGAUGGCUGUGUGAAGCAAACGCGAGGAUUAAAAGGAGGGAGGAUAAGAAGAAGAAGAAGCUGAAGGCGGAGCCGCAUCUGCCGCAGUCAAAACACAAGAGGAAAUCCAACAAAAGCGAGAUAAAGUGCAUUCAGCGCAGGGAAAUGUGAAAUGUAAACGAUGUUGCAACGUCGCGUUGCUAGUAAAAAGCAAGUAAAAGCAGAAGCAAAAGCAAAAGCAUAAGCAAAGUCAGAACAAACAAAAUACACAAAGUGUGAGAGUGAGAGAGAGAGAAGGAGUGCUCGGGUGUAUCUGUGUGACGACUAGUGCGUGCGUGUGUGUGCGUCCACAACAAAUUAUCGUUUAAUUUCCUUCGAUUUUGCACAAACAACAAGCUGAAAAAGAGCAAAGAGAGCGGGUGACUUUUGAAGCCAAGGGGAUGUCCUCUCCAUCACCACCCCCACCCUAAGGUCACAGGUCACAAGCCAGGAGUCGAGCGAGCGGCUUAAGUGAAAGGCAGACAGGCAGAGCCAGAAGCCAACGAACCCGAUUUGCGAUUUCUGGGAGCAGACAGUCGGCAAACGGAUUACGCACAUCCUGCAGAGCUUUCUCGCACAAAACUAAAGCUGAAAAGCCAGCCAUCCAGUCAUCCAGUCAUCCAACCAUUGAACAAACCAGGCACAAUGUCUAAGCACACGGACAACGAUAAUCUGCGCAAUGACAUCUACGAAAAUCUGCCCUGUCAGGCGAUGUACAACGACUCGGUGCGCAAGAUGCAGCAGCAGAAAUCAUCCACGCAGACGGGCGGCAACCCAAACAACCCGAAUGCCAACUCCAUUGGAGUUGGCAACUGCAACUCCACGCCGGCGAUGAACAAGAACCACCCGCCGCCGCCCGUCUCCAACAUGCCCAAGGAGAUGCUCUACGCCACUCCGCUGCGCAAGUCCGAUCGCUACAAGAGCGGCGAGCGGGGUCGCCAUGCGGCCACCGGAAACCCGGAGCCGAAGCUGUCCAACUUUCGGGACUCGAAUCGCUUGGCCAGUGCCCGCAACGGAAACCCCGUCCAGAUCACCGAUCUGGAUGCGGACGAGGACGAUGCCAACGGUGAUGGCGUGGACGGCUGCGCCUCGACGAGCGCUCUAGUCGGUGGCUCCAAGUACAGCAACCAGCAGCCGGGCGGAACGGCAAACCAGCACCUCGAGGACCGACGGAUCCUCAACUUCCUCAAGGACACCACGCAGCUGCAGAAGAAGCUGGAGAUCACGGGACGCGACUGUCCCAACGCCAGCUUCUCGAACCUGGCGCGUGAGGAGCACUUCGCCAACCUGGUGCAGCAGAACUUCCCCCAGGACGUCGCCCACCACUCGAAUGGCGAGACCAACGGGGGAUCAGCUCCCGAGGAAGACGGCCAGGAGGCGGCCGGGGGACCGAAAGCCCAGCCAGCCGAGGACACAGAUGGCAACCUGGAGGCCCUCAUGCAGAGGAAGGUGUCCCCGGACAAGGAGGUCAACGGGCUGGUGCACGGAGGCGGCUUGGAACAACCCAACAACCGGAUCGUGAGCACCGUCUACAUCCACAGGGAGUGGGUGCUCAAGAAGAUCGCCCUGUGCCUGGAGCAGCGGACGGCGGGCAAGAAGCCAGUGCCAGUGGCCCUGGGAGCAGCCUCCUCCAGUUACGUGUCCGCCAGGGCAAAGGCGGCGGCCAUAUCGAGCUCCAGCUACAACGGCUGCCUGGUGCUGGGAUCCAACGGAUCGGGGAAGACCUCCAUCUGCCAGGCCAUCAUGAAGGGCAACUCGGGCACCAAGGGCAUCCUCAACCGGAAGCUGCUGGCCUGCUACCUGAUUGAGUCCCAGAACCCGGAGUGCCACAGCCUGUCGCUGUUUAUGCGCAAGAUCGUGCUGCAGCUGCUCAGCCACGCCUCGCUGAUCAGCAAGGACGAGAGCCAGCGGAUCAUCGACGAGGGCUUCUCCUUCCUGCGCGAGGAGGCCCAGCAGCAGGAGUUCAAGCUGGACGAGGCCAUGAACAACAUCAGUCUGAGCGAGAACGCCGAGGAGCUGCUCAUCGAGGAGCUCAAGCGAGGGGCCAGCGAGUGCGACACCAAGGAGCUGGACAACUUUCAGUCGCAGCGCACCUCCACGGUGAACAAGGCCACCCGAACGGGUCUCACGCGCCAGCAGUCGGAGCCGGCUCCCCUGCAGGCCGUCGAUGCAGUGAACCCGGAUGAGAAGUCGGCCGGCAACUAUGGCACCCAUCCUCCGAAGCGAGCCUCUCGGGAGCGGGGAGAACCGGAGCAGGACAAGGACGUGGGCAGCGAGAAGGAGCAGAAGCAGUCGCAGGAACCAAAGGAGCCGCCCAAGGCGAGUCCCGCCAAGACCAAGUCGAAGAUUCCCGUCAAGCGCGGUCGCUCCGGCAGCGGAGUGCUCUCUCCCUCGAAGCUGUCCACCAUCAGCAACGGAGGGCAGUCCAUCCAGCAGGGAGGUGGCGAGGACAUAGCCGAUCUCAAUACCGAUCAGGAGAAGCACGAAAUCGAGGCGGCCAUCAAGGAUGACAAGGUGGAGGAAGCCCCGGCCAAGAACGAAGACAAAGAGGAGGAUAAACCAGAGGCGGACAAGGAGCUGAAUGAGAUACUGAAGGAGGAGCUGGACAAGGAGAGUCAGGAAGUGAAGGAGGCGGAACCAAAACCCGAACCCUCAGCUGACUCCAGUACGGAACCUCUCAUAGACUUUACAGAAACCAAAGUGAAUGGCAAACCGGAGGAAGUGCAGCAGGCACCGCCCGUUCCAGGCGACAAACCCAGGAUCAGCACCAACACCUUGCCCCCGCCUCUGCCGAAGACCAAGAGCUGUCGCACCAUCAUAGCCGAUGGCUACUACGAGCUGCUGCUCUCCAACCCGGAGAUCCUCGAGUGCCUCAGCGUGGAUAACAUCGAGAAGAACCCCGACGAGUGCUUCAAGAAGGCCUUCCUGUUUCCCCUCCUGGAACUCACACCGCCAAAGACGGCUCUUCUCCUGCUGAUCGACUCCAUUGACGAGAACUACAUUAACGAGGGCAACCUGAUCUCCACCCUGAAGGGCGGAAGGGGCACGGUCACGAACCACAAGAGCCGCAACGUGGCAGAACUGCUCUCGAAUCACAUCCACCUGUUUCCCAAGUGGCUGUUCCUCGUCUGCACCACCAAGAAGCAGACGAAGCAGAUCACCAAGAUGUUCACCGGCUUCAAGAAGAUCACACUGGACGAUCUGCGCAAGUCGCACGUGGUUAAGGACGUUCAGGAGUACAUCAUCAACCGACUCAACUCGGACUUCAAGGACAGCAUCAUGCUGACCAAGGAGAUCAUAGAGUCCCUCCACCAGCUGUACAUCAAAUCGAACGGCUGCAUCCUCUACCUGGAGAAGGUUCUGCACGGCAUCAAGGACAACUUCUUCAGCUUCCGGGAGAUCAAGCUGAUCCCCUGCACUCUGAACGGGCUGUACUUGUACAUCUGCCAGAAGUCCUUCAACAAGAAGCAGUACAUGAAGAUCAGGCCCCUCCUGAAUGUCCUGCUCGCCUCCUCCGGCUACGUGGACAAGCUCUUCCUCUUCAACUGCCUGCGCACCCACAACUACACCAUCGACUGCCAGGAGUUUGAGAAGCGACUGCAGUUGAUGCGCAAUAUCCUGGCCUACGAUUCCAACGCCCAGCGCCUCAAGAUCUUCCACAACUCCUUCGCCGACUGGCUGGUGGACGUCAAGUUCGCCACCAAGAAGUUUAUCUGCGACGUGAACGAGGGCCACGUGAUGAUCUCCAUGUACUAUCUCCUCGUGGCGGACACCCUCUGUGCGAACACUGUCCGGAGGUUUGCCUACCACCUCAUCAGGUCGGGGGAGUACCUGACCAGCCGGCAUGUCGAUCUCGAUCUCAUCCUGAUGCUCCUGGAAUCGCGGCUCAACCUGAGCGACUGCUUCUACACCAACCAGAUGAACUGCUGUGCGCAGUGCGAGCACGACUUCAAAUACGACGUCAACUUCCUGCCCAAGACGCGCUCCAUGCUCGAGCGCUUCCUGGCCAGCGAGCUCAGCGAGCCCUUCGCCCAGUUCCUGUGCGACUUCUUCAAGCCCAGCCUCCCCACGGAUGCCAAGAUGCUGAAGCUGCUCAUCGAGACGGGCAUCAACAAUGCCGAGUCGCAGAACUCUUGCGAGUCCUCGCUCAUGUCGCCGGAACUCUCCGAGAAGUCGCAGAACAUAGACUUCGAGCUGGCCGACCUGCUGUUGUCCAGCGAGAAGAGCUGCCUGAUGGAGACCCAGCGGGCCGGCAGUCCCUCGGAGCACAGUGAACCACCGGCAGAGAGCCAGGACGAGAACGCCUCGAGCACGCUGCACCAGCUCUCCGACUCGCACCACAUUGAGCUGCACAAGGGCAAGGCCCUGAUCCACAUCCUGGCCAACGACGGCAACCAUCAGCUGUUGGAGAGGGCCUUGAAUGCCUGCAAGAGUCCGAUUGACCUGGAGAUCGAGGACUACAAUGGUCAGACGGCCCUGAAUAUUGCCGCAAGGAAUGGCCAUCUCGAGGUGGUGAAGCUGCUCUUGGGUUUCUCGCAGCCCUGCAACGAUGGAACCGGUCGGAUGAAGCGGGUGGAUGUCAACCACGCCGACCGCGAUGGCUGGACACCUCUGAGAUCAGCAUCCUGGGGAGGUCACAGCGAGGUGGUGCGACUGCUGAUCGCCCAACCAGCCUGCAAGAUUGAUCUCGCGGACAAGGAAGGACGCACGGCUUUGAGGGCCGCUGCCUGGAGUGGACACGAGGACAUCCUGAAGCUGCUGAUUGAAUCCGGAGCGGAUGUAAACUCCGUGGAUCGCCAGGGACGCACCUCCCUCAUCGCCGCCUCCUACAUGGGCCACUAUGACAUCGUGGAGAUUCUCCUGGAGAACGGGGCCAAUGUCAACCACCUGGACUUGGAUGGACGCAGUGCUCUCUGCGUCGCCGCCUUGUGCGGAUCCUCCGGCUACAGCAAGGUGAUCUCCACUCUCCUCGACCACGGCGCCAAUACGGAUCAGCUGGACAACGACGGCAUGUCGCCGCUGCUGGUCAGCUCCUUCGAGGGCAACGCCGAGGUGUGCGAACUGCUGCUGGAGAACGCCGCGGAUCCGGAUCUCGCUGACUUCAUGGGGCGCACUCCGCUGUGGGCGGCCUGCACCGCCGGACACGCCACUGUGGUGAAGCUGCUCCUCUUCUGGGGCUGCGGCAUCGAUUGCAUGGACUCCGAGGGACGAACCGUUCUCAGCAUUGGCGCCGCCCAGGGAAAUGUGGAGACGGUGCGGCAGCUGCUCGACCGCGGACUGGAUGAGACGCAUCGGGACAACGCCGGCUGGACGCCUCUGCACUACGCCGCCUUCGAGGGAUUCCACGAGGUGUGCCUGCAGCUGCUGGAGUCGGGGGCCAAGAUCGACGAGUGUGACAACGAGGGCAAGACCGCUUUGCAUCUGGCCGCCCAGGAGGGACGACUCCACUGCGUGCAGGCCCUGCUGGACAUCCACUCCAGCUUCGUGGACCAGAAGGCUCACGACGGCAAGACGGCCUUCCGACUGUCCUGCCUGGAGGGCCACAUGGACACCGUGGAGUAUCUGCUGAAGUUCUGCUGCGACGUGAACUCCAAGGACGCGGACUCGCGCACCACCCUGUACAUCCUGGCGCUGGAGAACAAGCUGGAGAUCGUGAAGUACCUGCUGGACAUGACCAACGUGGACGUGAACAUUCCGGACAGCGAGGGACGAACGGCCCUGCACGUGGCCGCCUGGCAGGGACACGCGGACAUGGUCAAGACCCUGAUCGAGGCCGGGGCGGAUGUGAACUCCAUGGACCUGGAGGCCCGCACCCCACUGCACUCAUGCGCCUGGCAGGGCAACCACGACGUGAUGAACAUCCUGCUCUACUACGGAGCUCUGGCGGAUCACGCCUGCAAGCAGGGAGCCACCGCUUUGGGGAUUUCGGCACAGGAGGGUCACGAGAAGUGCGUGAUUGCCCUGCUGCAGUUUGGGGCCAAUCCCUAUAAGUCGGACCACUGCGGACGCACGCCCAUCAAGCUGGCAGCCAAGUCGAGUCGCACCAGCAUCCUGAAGAUCUUCGAGAGCUACACCAAAAAUGAAGCUAGCAAUCCCAACGAACCCAAGUUCCAUGCUCACGCCAGCAUGCUGAGGUCUCCGGACCAGCCGCCGGCCCUGCCGCUCCACCAGAACCUGGCUCCCUAUCCUGCGCAAGCCUCCGCCACGUCGGUCUGCUCGGCGGCCACCACGGCCACGGUGCACAACGGCAGCCACCUGCACGUGCUCAACGCCUCCAGCUCCACGCACAGCUCGAACAACUUCUACCAGAACACCAUGCAGUCGGACACGAGCAGCUUGCACAAGCGCAAGAGCGUCAUCUCUAGUCAGUCCACGGGCAGCAGCAAUGAUCAAGCGCCGCUUACCUUCACCCAGCAAUUGCAGCGACAAAGCAAGCUCAGCUCACGCAACAAUCUGAUGGUCAACUCGAAGCACGCCUCCAGCUCGGGAGCAGCAGGUCUCAAGUCAGGUGGUGGAGGCGGAGGAGCACAGAGGCACUCGCAGGUUCUGCCCGAUCUCAGCGAGCAUCAGCUUGCAUCCAACAUGACCAACGAGGCAGACAUGUACGACAUGGAGUGCAUGUCGCCCCUGUAUGCCACGCCCCCGCAUUCGCCCAGCAGCGAGUUGAGCUCACCCGGCCAACUGCCGGGAUUGAAUGCCUUCGUGGACGACGAACGGGCCGGAACUAGCAGUGGCGGAGGCGCCAAGCUGCCGGAUAACCACUUCGCCCGGGACACGCACAUGCGUAUCAUACUGGGCAACCUCAAGGAAAACCAGCCCAGCUCGUCGAGCAAGAGCAAGCGUAGCGGAGUGUCGAGUAAUCCGGCAAUGCGGCUUAUUCGCAGUCGCUUCGAUGCUGCAUCCCAGUUGAUCCGGCGCACCAACAACAUCCUCUCCUCCAGCAGCAACCAGGGCUCCUCCAGCAUUGGCGUCAAGUCGGGAACCUUCCAGUGGCGCAAAGAGAGCCAGAUGUAAACCGGGUUGCAUUUUCAUGCGCUCCUCCCAAACUCACUCCCUUACAUACUCAACCCUAAACCAUUUAUUUGUACUUUUGAUAAAGUAUUUGUUUUUUGUGAUAGUUUCAAUUUUAGUAAACUUUUUAACAUGUAUUCUGAUUUAACUAAAUAUAUUUAGGCAUACUACCCAUACGAAGUAGUUUAAGGCAUGCGCCAAGUAUUAAGCUAAAACCCAUAUAUAGAGUACUUCAUUACACUUUUGGCAUGCGAAUUGUAGCAGAUUCUUCUUCAAUGUAGCGAAAAACUAACGAAAUUUAAAUAGAUCACCACACCAACGUAUACUUAAGAGCUCAGACCACAGCACUGUUCUCAGAAUUAAUUUAAAAGUAUUUAUUAAACCACCUUGCGUUAGACACAGCAA
Messenger RNA from Drosophila ficusphila, 7655 nucleotides. RefSeq names its product ankyrin repeat domain-containing protein 50. NCBI's taxonomy places the organism in Eukaryota, Metazoa, Arthropoda, Insecta, Diptera, Drosophilidae. The record is from RefSeq and is a predicted model, not a curated record. The transcript is spliced from 6 exons. Bases 885 to 7253 code for a protein of 2122 amino acids. Gene Ontology annotation, molecular function: protein binding.